AUGAAUACCUCUUGGCUCAAUCCCCUGAGUCGGUUCGCGAUCCAGGGCGCCGGCCGCUGGACCUGCUCGAGCUGCCGCGGCCACUUGGUCUCCCAGGCAAAGACCGCGCAACGACCUUUUAAUCGGCAGUACGGUACCGGCCCAUUCAAAAACUCCAAGCAAGCACCGCCGCCAAGAUCGAGAAGGAUCGUACUUACGGCCGCCGCAACCGGCACUGCUGGAGCCGGUGUUCUCGCCUUCACCGAUGACAUCAAAUUCGGCUAUGAAGCCACAGAGAGAGCAGGCAGAGUUGCCUCGGCUCUCUACAUAAAUAUCAGCGAUUACCGAACAACCUUGAAGAAGCGCGAAUCCAUCACAGACCAGGAAGAGUCCGAUACAGUGCUGAGGAAAUGCCAUAAACGAUGUGCGGUGAGGACAUUAAAGGUUCUCGAGAAGAAUGGUGGCAUAUACAUCAAGUUGGGCCAGCAUUUGAGCGCCAUGUCAUACCUCCUACCGAUCGAAUGGACUGAUACAUUUAUCCCCUUGCAAGACAACUGCCCGGUCUCGUCCUUUGAAUCGAUCGAGCAGAUGUACCGAGACGAUACCGGUGAAGAGCUGCGAGAUUACUUUUCAGAUUUCUCAGAAAAACCAAUAGGAGCGGCUUCUCUGGCUCAAGUACAUACUGCCACAAUCAGGGAAAGCGGGCAAAAGGUUGCAGUCAAGGUGCAACACCCCAGCCUUGCUCAAUGGACACCACUCGACAUUGCCCUCACCAAAUUCACUUUCUCGACGCUGAAGAAAUGGUUCCCCGAAUAUGACCUCGAAUGGCUAUCCUUGGAAAUGGAAGAGUCGCUCCCGCAAGAGCUCGAUUUCCAGUGCGAAGCGGCCAAUGCGAUUCGCCUCAAGCAGCACUUUGCACAGAUUCCUGAAUUGCCUCUUGUCGUGCCCGAGGUCAUUUGGGCCAAGAAGCGCGUUUUGGUCAUGGCCAACGAAUCAGGACACCGACUUGACGAUUUGGAAUACCUGGACAAGAAUGGCAUCGACCGCGACGAAGUUUCUGCGACCUUGGCAAAGACCUUCAAUGAGAUGAUUUUUGGCAAGAACGCGCCAUUGCACUGUGAUCCCCACGGCGGCAACUUGGCUGUCCGAAAGACGAGCCGGAGACGUGGCGGUCCCAACUUUGAAAUCAUUAUCUAUGACCACGGUCUUUACCGUGAUAUACCAGAGCGUCUACAGAGGAGCUAUGCUAAAAUGUGGCUUGCUGUCAUUGAUGGCGACAUGGAACGUAUGAAGAAGUACUCUCACGAAGUAGCAGGCAUCACAGAACAACAGUUCCCCUUGUUCGCAUCGGCGAUCACGGGACGCGACUAUACCGUCGUCAAAUCCUCAAUCAUGCAGUCCAAAUCUGAAGAUGAGAAGAAGACCAUGGGUGAUGCUCUACAGGAGGGUCUGCUCAGCGAUUUGGUCCAAUUACUUGGACAGGUCCCUCGAAUUAUCCUACUCAUUUUGAAGACGAACGAUCUCACCAGGAGUCUGGAUGAAAAUCUGCACACGCGCCAAGGACCAAUGCGAAGCUUCAUGAUCUUGGCGAGGUACUGCGCGCGAACCGUAUUCAGGGAGCAGAUGGAUGAAAUUAAGGAGCGCGAGGGUGGACUUUGGUGGCCAGGUAACGCGCUGAGGCUCGCAGCCGCUUGGAUUGGUUUCCUACGUGUUGAACUCAAGCUCGAGGCCUUUGAGUGGUGGUUGGCGGUCAAGAGGCUCGUCGGAGCCAAGACUGACUAUACUGGGACUCCGCUAGCCAAGGCGGCAUAG
Pestalotiopsis fici W106-1 is the source of this 1791-nucleotide messenger RNA. RefSeq lists its product as uncharacterized. The transcript is spliced from 3 exons. Gene Ontology annotation, biological process: lipid homeostasis; mitochondrion organization. The record is from RefSeq and is a predicted model, not a curated record. Gene Ontology annotation, cellular component: mitochondrial inner membrane. NCBI's taxonomy places the organism in Eukaryota, Fungi, Ascomycota, Sordariomycetes, Amphisphaeriales, Sporocadaceae. The coding region runs from base 1 to 1791 and encodes 596 amino acids.